AUGAGGUCUCUCGGUGAACGUUUCAACAAGCUUCGCGCUAUCAUUUCCUUAAGAUGCGGCCCGGGCGCAGCAAUCCUCCCCCCAGAGGUGACCAGAAUACAUAUGGACUUUGCAACGAGCUUCAAGAACGGCCAUAUGGGCGCCAAAAAGUUCUGGCGUGAGAACCUCCCCCGACUAAAAUACCAUAAUCCCUCAGUUCCUAUGAUCGUCAAUCGUCACAGUCGGAACAACAAGAAGCCUACAAUCUCUAUCUAUCUCCGCAAACCCGACGCUUCAACUCCCGCACCAGCUACUCGUUCCCAGCCCUCCUCAUCACGCAAUAACAUGUCCAAGGCCACACCACCGGACGCCGAUGAGAAGAUUAUUACCGUCGAUAUGACUGAGAAACACUCCUCUCACAUUCUUGAAUACGUACUUGCCGAGACCCGUGCUGUCCCCAUCAAACCCACCAAGGAGGAGAUCCGUGAAUUGCAGGAGUUGGACGCCAUGGCCAGACAAGCCGAGGUUGACCGAGCACGUAUGAGGAGCUUACGUGAGGAGAAGAAACGCGAGGAGGAUAUGCUGAAGCGAGCCCGGGCUGCUGGCGGUGUUGCUGAGGAAGAGGAUUCGUAA
Molecule: messenger RNA, 612 nt
Organism: Fusarium proliferatum ET1
Lineage: Eukaryota; Fungi; Ascomycota; Sordariomycetes; Hypocreales; Nectriaceae
Exons: 3
Coding region: 1-612 (203 amino acids)
Cellular component (GO): mitochondrion
Molecular function (GO): structural constituent of ribosome
Source: RefSeq, a predicted model, not a curated record